CGCCCCCCGCGUUGUCUGUCCCGCGACUGCCGGCCAGGCCCGCGUCCAGCAGUGCCUUCAGCUCUGGUAGGCGGGAAGCAGCCAUAGACAACCAUAGAGGACGUGUGAAGAAAAGAAAAGCCGGCUGUGUUCUGCCUGUGGACACUGGGGACACGAGACGGCUGGCCUGAGACUGCUGGGAGCAGACACCAGCGGUGCUGGUGGGAAGCACCACGUCUGGCAUCAUGCAGCACCAUAUCCUGGCUGCUCUCCUCCUGCUGCCUGUGGCCACAGCAGUGCACUCUGACUGCAUCUUUAAGAAGGAACAAGCUAUGUGUUUGGAGAAGAUCCAGAGGGCCAACGACCUGCUGGGCUUGAACGAUUCCCUCCCUGGUUGCCCUGGCAUGUGGGACAACAUCACAUGUUGGAAGCCUGCCCACAUAGGCGAGAUGGUCAUUGUGAGCUGCCCAGAACUCUUCCGAAUCUUCAACCCAGACCAAGUUUGGGCGACUGAAGCCAUCGGGGAUUUUGAUUUUUCUCACAGUAACUCCUUGGAUCUUUCAGACACGGGGGUGGUGAGCCGAAACUGCACGGAGGAAGGAUGGUCUGAGCCCUUCCCUCAUUACUUUGAUGCGUGUGGGUUUGAUGACUAUGAGCCUGAGUCAGAGGACCAGGAUUAUUAUUACCUGUCGGUGAAGGCCCUUUACACAGUCGGCUAUAGCACCUCCCUCGUCACCCUCACCACCGCCAUGGUCAUCCUGUGUCGCUUCCGGAAGCUGCACUGCACCCGCAAUUUCAUUCACAUGAACCUGUUUGUGUCAUUUAUGCUGAGGGCCAUCUCCGUCUUCAUCAAGGACUGGAUCCUGUAUGCUGAGCAGGACAGCAACCACUGCUUCAUCUCCACUGCGGAAUGCAAGGCUGUCAUGGUUUUCUUCCACUACUGUGUUGUGUCCAACUACUUCUGGCUGUUUAUUGAAGGCCUGUACCUCUUCACCUUGCUGGUAGAAACCUUCUUUCCUGAGAGGAGAUACUUCUACUGGUAUACCGUCGUUGGAUGGGGGACCCCUACAGUGUGUGUGACAACAUGGGCCCUGCUGAGGCUGUAUUUUGAUGAUACAGGCUGCUGGGAUAUGAACGACAGCACGGCUCUGUGGUGGGUGAUCAAAGGCCCCGUGGUCGGCUCUAUAAUGGUUAACUUUGUACUUUUCGUUGGCAUCAUCAUCAUCCUGGUGCAGAAGCUUCAGUCUCCAGACAUGGGAGGCAACGAGUCCAGCAUCUACUUGUCUCUGGUUUUUUCCUCUGUUUCCAGAACAAAUUUAAGCCUGGGAGUCCCCAAGAAAACCCGAGAGGACCCCCUGCCUGUGCCCUCAGACCAGCAUUCACUCCCUUUCCUCAGCUGCGUGCAGAAAUGCUACUGCAAGCCACAGCGGGCUCAGCAGCACUCUUGCAAGAUGUCAGAACUGUCCGCCAUUACUCUACGGCUGGCUCGGUCCACACUGCUGCUCAUACCACUCUUUGGAAUUCACUACACGGUAUUUGCCUUCUCUCCAGAGAACGUCAGCAAGAGGGAAAGACUCGUGUUUGAGCUGGGGCUAGGCUCCUUUCAGGGCUUUGUGGUGGCUGUGCUUUACUGUUUCCUGAAUGGGGAGGUGCAGGCAGAGAUCAAACGGAAAUGGCGGAGCUGGAAGGUGAACCGUUACUUCACCAUGGACUUCAAGCAUCGGCACCCGUCCCUGGCCAGCAGUGGGGUGAAUGGGGGCACUCAGCUCUCCAUUCUGAGCAAGAGCAGCUCCCAGCUGCGCAUGUCUAGCCUCCCGGCUGACAACCUGGCCACCUGAGCCCUAGCCCACAUUCUUCACAGGCAGGGGCUGCAGGCAAGUGCCUGCGUGUGUUCAUGCCUCUCCUCUCCCCUUGGGCAGGCCCUGCGUGGGAAGUUGGGCUCCUUCCAAGGGGGAAGAGAGAGGAGGGUGUAGGCUGAUAUUGUCCCUCCUCUUUGGGUACUAGCCCCACCCACCAUGUUUCCCUGGACCCUGAUUUGUCAUGUAAAUACACCUCAAAUUUGGAAAGUCACCCUUCCCCUUCCCAUUCCACCUUGCUCAUCUUGGCCAGGCUCCAGUUCUGUCUGCUGUGUCUAGGCCAGCUCCAGCGAUGGCCUGACCUUGGACACGAGGCCUUGUGAGUGGAGGCUGAAACACCUGCUUUGAAGAGGCUGGGGUGGCAUCCAUCCCCACAGUCCCUCACUGUGUGACUUUGGACUUAGGUUCUUCUCAAUCUGGGUCUGGUCCUGCAGCCAGCCAGGGAUCCAUAUCAGUGACCAGAACAACUUUUAAAGCAGGUCAACCUGAGAUUUUCUCUUGCUCACCUGGCACUGAAUUGCCCCUGUACCCAUCUCUUGGAUACCAGGACAGUGGGAUAGCUUGAGGACUCUUCCAGUCAAAGGCCUUAACUGCAGGGGAUGGGCUGUGGGCAAGGGUUGGGAAAGGUUCUGGUGCUUUUUAUUUGAUCCAAGAAGAGUUGAAAGCCAGAAAUGCAGAUACAAUUGGGAAGGAGAUGGAAAAGUAUGGGAGACCCAUGGAAGAAGAGCUUACCAUCUCCAUGACUAUGCUCCUGAUUCAAGACAGGUUCAUGUGGUGGUACCUUUCUGCCCUUCCUGCCCCUAGAGGAUGCCCUGGAGAGGCUGCUCCCCAACCACACCCACCACACCCAUCCCUUCAUCCCCUUCCCAUUUCUUCCUAAGUCGAAGCCAUGUCUAGGAUGAACCAGCCGCUUUCCUGUGAUGUUAGUGGGCUACGAAGCACCAUACAUCUUCAUGAGCCAAGUCCUGAGCCCCAGAUUCCCACACUCCUCACCACCACAGAUGAUGAGGAAUCCCAGACACAGGCUCCACAUACCUGGACUCAGCUACUAGAUUCUCUGAGAUGUCUCCAAUCUGUCCUCAUGUGCCCUUGAUAUUGAAUCACUGUGUGUGUCCUGUGGUGUUCAGUGGCGAUGUCAUGCCUGCAGUGUGUAUUAGCAGGAGCUGCUGGUGAAUGGAGCAGUGGUUCCCCAGCUUCAAGUUGCACAGCCACAGUCUAAGAAUUAAAAACAGGGCCAAACCAGGUUCAGGAAGGUAGAGGAAAGAGCUGGAGUGCCAUGUCCCCACGUGGCCCAGUUCAUUACAUUCACAAUUGCUGUCUUGAUGUUGGUGGGCUUGCUUCCCAGUCAUGCUCUGGAGUGCUUGGGGAGUUUGGGUGCAGAGGAGUGCUGUAUCACUUGGCUUUAUAAAGUUAACAAACCCUGGGAGCUUUGAACAAUGUUAUUGGAGGGACCUUCAGAAUGAUGGGAGAAGAUUCUAAUUGCUCUGAUUUAGAGAUUAGUUCUGUGACUUUGGCCAGUGAAGUAAAUCCUUGGGCCUUUGGAAAAGCCAGAGGGAUAAAGGAUUUCUACCCUUUUCCAAGCAUGUUCUGUGAGUUGGACUGGCCAUGGGGUGUGCAAUGGUUCCUCUACCCUGCACUUGACCUUGUGACCCAUCCCUUUGCUCUGGGAUCAGGUUUAUCAGUCCACCAAGCAUCUGCAAAUGGCUUUGCAUUCUGAAUGCGGCUAGGGGGCCUGUGCAGCUGGGAAGCAGCAUGACAGGGGCUCAGGGCUGGGCCAGACUUCUGUGACUGUGGACACGAGGCUCCUACUCUGGGCUUCAGCUUCCCCAUUUGUGAGAUGAGAUGGCUUCUGAUGCUUCUCCAGGCUCUUAACUUUAGGAGUUUUCCUGUUCUAGCUAAGGCAGGUAGAACAGCAUGGUCCUUGUUUAUAUAAUAUGAGGUGUGUGUGUGUAUGUAGGUGAGGGGGUGAAAUUCUGUUCAUUUUCCCUGUCUUAGAAACCAAACUUCAUUCUCUUCCAUUUGGCACCACAGUGGAUUCUGGGAGAGUAGAGGGAGCUCAGGCCGUGAUCAUUUGAACAAGGUCUUGGGCGUGAUGUACAGGUCACAAGUUGCCCAUGGCAUCCCUGGUUCAAGGCAUGGGCCCUAUGGUCUGAACCCUGUCCAUUUGUUAUUGCCCCUCCUACCAGCAAGUCUGCUUCACUGUGGAUAAAGAAACUGACUUUAUAGAUACUUCAUUGCAAAACAGCAAAACAAGAUCAACCCUGAAUUGCCCCAGGUAUGCUAUUUCCUGAGCCCUGUGUCCUCUAGGCCUGGUCCUUUCUGUUCCUUUUCUUUUCCUGUCUAAAUGAGUGUGUGCUUUUUCUUGUGAGUAGAUGUACCCACAGAUGCUGUGUGCCCCAGGACACUCUGACUUCUGUCACAGGUGGUGAAGGGAUAGCAUUAGGCCUGGGAAAAUCCUUCUGUCCUUGAACCUCUUUUAGGUGUAGACUGAGCAGUAAUACUGGGUAGUUUUUAUAGACCUGGUACAUCCCUGGGCUUCUCUGUAAACACCAGCCAUUUGCUUGAAUGGACCUCAGGCAAGGCUGUGGUAAUGUUUGGACAGGAAAAGCAGAAACAGUAAGAAAUUCUACCUGGAGUCCAGCUCAUGCUGUCUGUCGGGGUGGGGGUGAGGUGGGGGGGAUUGUUUCUAGGACACAGGGGCUUAUUCUAUAAACUCUUUGAAGACAGACCUCAUCCUUUGAAGGCCCACUAUUAAGUGAGGACAUCGUUUGCCUUAUGUCAUGACUGUUCAGCCAUAGGACAGGCGAGCAUUGCCAGGAGAGGGUCUCUAGUCCUAAGGGAAAUGAGUCUCAUAGCAGGGAUACCUAGGAUACCAGGGAGCCAGUGGAAUUUAGGGAAUAGUCCCCAACACUGCAAACCUCAGAAUCCUCCACACUUGAGGCCUGACCACAGUCUCUGGCUCAGUGGGCAGCAUUGUGGUCAUCUUUGAUAUGCCCAGGGGCCUCAGUGUUUCCUAACCCCAUCUCCUUGAACUAGGUUCUUUAGGGAGUAACUGGAGCUGAGAGGUUGAGGAGAGGCCAGAGCCAGAAAUACUCCUGCUAUUAACCUCCCUCCCAAGGCCUCUGUACUUUGUUCUGUCCCCCUCUCUUUCUGGGAUGAAAAACUAGGAGAGGCUCUCCUUUUAAUUCCUUGAGUACCCUUACCCCCUCAAAGACAAAGUAGCAAGUACUUUGGCAUGGCAGAGUCUACUUAAGUGAAAGGAGCCUGGAGACUAUCUGGAAGAGUCUCAGGCAGGGAGCAUGGGACUUGGGUUUUUCCCAACUUUCCCACAGACCUACUUUUUGACCUUAACUCAGUACCCACAUAUCUUUGGGGAGACUUGGGGAUGCCAGGCAAACCUCCCCUGUGGUUAGAUGAGGAACAGGUGGGUGUGACAGGUGGGUGUGACAGGUGGGUGUGUCUGAAUGAGGAAGAGUCCCAGUCAGUAUUGCAUAGCUGUACAUGCAAGCCAGAGCAUAUCACUCAAAGCAGCCAUCAGCCAUGUGGUGGACAUCACACUGUGUACCAGAGGAGCCCUGCCUAUAGAAUUCCACACUACACAAGAAGCAGUGGAAUUGGUAUGGUAUGGAAAGACCUAAUUGCUAACUUGGGCUGCUUGUGGGACCCCCAUACUUACCCUCCUACCUUAGAUCUGAGCAGUGGAGCAGUCAUGGUUGCAUCAUUUUCCCCUUAGCUAGGGAUGAGGUGGAAUUGAGAUGUCCCUCUGUAUAUUUACAAGCUCCAGAAAUCACAGAGAUGUGUCUUAUUCCUGGGGUGAAGACCUAUGAAAGCAAUUCUUUGUGGUUUAUCUACUGCCUUGAGCCUCCUGGAUUAACUUUUACCCAAUUUGUAAAACCACCAGCACUUUACUCGCAGUAAAGGGGAGGCCAGAGGGCUCUGGUGUACACAAAGUUCCAGCAUUACCUUCAGCUGAUUCAGUUUGCUCUUGAGGUGAGGAUGGAGAAAAUUCUAUGUGGGCGCUGUAUGUCCACACUGUCUGCCUGGGAGCCCUUCAAGGAUCUGGGCCUUUCCUGUAUGCUGUUCCUUCUCCUUCGCCUUAGCUCCAGGUCCUGUACUGUGUCUGUACUCAGUCAUUGUGUCUUGUCUAAUGUGUGUUUUCUGAGGCUUUGCAGCUGUCAGAGCUGGAGUGAUAUAACCUUUGGCACCCCAGAUGUGGCUCCACGCCCAUUUGUGGGAGCUGGACCAGCCUCAGUUUCACCUCUCACAGUGUCCCACGGUAAAGAUAAGUCCCACGGACCUUACUGCUACUGCUGCCACCAUUAAUGCUGUGCUCACAACCUUGUCUGGGAUUUUAAGGAUGUCAAAUUGCUCUAGGUGACUCAUAAAUGUCUUGUUAUUUUUCCUGGUGGCUGUAAGUUGGUGAAAGUGGAGGGCAGGGAGGAGGGAAGAGAUGGGGAGGGGAUACUUCAACUCUGAUUACUUCAGACUAAUCCAGUGCCAGUACCCUGUGGCUCUUUGGGUUCCCAGGGAGAGAGAUGAGGUGGCCUCACUGGGCUAAGAAUGGACUGAAAAAUGGAGAAGGUUUGGCAUGAAAACCUUCAUAUGAUAUGAAUAGUCGGGAUCACUUGGACUUCUGGACAUGGAAGUGGCUCACUCAAAGUCUCUGAUGGCUCAUGAUCUUCAUGUAGUUGUGUACCAGAAGUCCCAAAGCUUGGAUGAAGGAAGUAUUUGUCCCAGCUCAGCACAGGUUUGUCCUUGGCUGCCAGAAUUCUACUCCUGGACCCUUGUAGAGAGUCAGGGACAUCUACCCCUGCCACAUCAGAUAACCAAUUUAGGUAAGUCAUAUUUUUGAGGUUCUAUUGUCAGAACUCUUAGGCACAUUUUAAGCUGGUCAUAUUUUUAAUUGCCAGGAACAGAAAACAGUUUGGGCUGUCAAGUCAGAAAUUAAGUUUCUGAAAAAGAUUGUGGGCCGUUACGGGUAGAGAAAUCAGAGAAUGGAGGUUGGCGUCACUCUUACUACACAGUACUCAGGGAGGCCUUGACAUCAUGAUCCUUCUGCCUCAGCAUCUCAAACUCAUUGUGCGACUCAGAUUGGCCUGAAUCCCCAGCACUUGUAAGGUUAAGAUAGGAGGAUCCAGGGAGUUUAAGACCAGAAUUGGGUGUUGUGGGGCACAUCCAUAAUCCAGCAUUAGUGAGGCUGAGAGGAUCAUUUAAUUUGAGGCCAGCCUAGGUUACACAAUGUAAACCUGUCAAAAAGAAAAAGAAGGGAGAGGAAGAGAAAUGAAAGAAGGCUGAGGAAAUAACAGUGGAAUGAUGACAAUGUAUAAUAAACACAUAAAACAUG
Messenger RNA from Jaculus jaculus (lesser Egyptian jerboa), 7179 nucleotides. RefSeq names its product ADCYAP receptor type I (gene Adcyap1r1). NCBI's taxonomy places the organism in Eukaryota, Metazoa, Chordata, Mammalia, Rodentia, Dipodidae. Gene Ontology annotation, molecular function: vasoactive intestinal polypeptide receptor activity; G protein-coupled peptide receptor activity; peptide hormone binding. The coding region runs from base 225 to 1817 and encodes 530 amino acids. The record is from RefSeq and is a predicted model, not a curated record. Gene Ontology annotation, cellular component: plasma membrane; neuron projection. Gene Ontology annotation, biological process: adenylate cyclase-modulating G protein-coupled receptor signaling pathway; cell surface receptor signaling pathway. The transcript is spliced from 19 exons.